GCACGCGCGCAAGCAGACGACAGCACCAAUCGCUAGUCGUCAUUCAAUUGUUUUCAUUUAGUGAGAGGGGAGGGGGAGAGGAGGAAGGGGGAGUCUGUCUGAGUCGUCUGAGUGUUGGAGAAUGAACAAAAAUCUAGCUUGGUUAUUAGGCCGUGUGCCUGCAUGUGUGAGCAUCACCCCUCGUCCAGUCAUCCAGCGAACCUCAACAUUGCUAUGGAGCCCUCCACCUGCUUUAAUCCAGGGUGCCACCCGAAAUUAUGCCGCUCGCGCACACACACGAGCCAAAAAAGAAAAGCUAAAGCAGAAAAACAAGGCUGCUAAAAAAGAAAAGGAAGCCGUCUCUAAGGACUUUAAACAACAACUCUUGACCAGAAUCCAGAAAGUUCAAGUUCAAUCUCUGUUUCCAAAGAAUGAGUCUGAAAAACCAGUUGCUGUAGAUAAUGUCUAUUUCAGCAGUUCCUACAAAUGGCCAUGCAUGGAUGUACUCACAGCAAUAAAAAACUUCAAAGAAGUUCAUCAUCCCACUAUGUUUGACAAUCCGAAGGCAUUGGUCAAAGCCUAUUUUGAACUGGACUUGAGCACAAAAAAGAAGACACAAUUUAUGGACAGAUUUGCUGGUGUUGUCGAAGUACCACAUGUGUUUGAAACAGGCAAGCCAAUCCGAACCGUUUGUCUGUUUUGCAAAGAUAAGAACCUCAUUGAAGCAGCGUUGGCAGCUGGUGCUAAUGCUGCAGUAGGACUGGAAGGCAUCAAAAUGUUUCAGGAGGGUGCACUAGACUUUGAAGAUUAUGACAUUAUUCUUGCACACCCUGACAUACUCACAGAACUUGCACCAAUUCGAGGCCUUAUCAUAAAAAAAUUUCCCAACAUUAAGAGAGGAACUGUGGGGUUUGAUGUUGUGAGUCUUGUUAAUAAGUUCAAAAGAGGUGUAGAUUAUGAAAUGAACCCAAGUAUCCUGAAUCCAAGGCAGGGUUUAGUGCAGACUCCAAUUGGCACGGUGGACAUGCCUGCCUCUGAAAUUGAAAAGAAUUUUGUUGCUGUGCUGGAUGCUGUUUCAUCUCACAAACUAGCAAAUAUGUCAAAUGCAUUUUUCACAGGAGGAGCCAUCACAAGUGAAUUUUCAAAUGAAAGGUUCAAAGUGUCGCUUGAUCCUUACCUAACAGACAGUGACGAAGAUAUUGAGAAAGAAGAACCAGCAAAAGGAGUCAAGACUGCCGCAGUGAAUGCUUGAAUGUGGUCAUUCAAAUUGACUUAGAAAAAGUUUCAUCUUACCUCAGUUUCACUAUGCUUUGUGCUGUAAAAUAAAAUUGUCUUUUAUUUCCUAAAAAAAUAUGUGCACAGUUUUUACCUUACAAGUAAUGCACAACCAAAUUCAUCAAUAAUAAUUAUAUUAUUAUAUUUACCUACCAA
This is a messenger RNA of Thrips palmi, 1410 nucleotides long. It is a transcript of the gene mRpL1, whose product is annotated as 50S ribosomal protein L1. The coding region runs from base 122 to 1231 and encodes 369 amino acids. The record is from RefSeq and is a predicted model, not a curated record. The transcript has 8 exons. Lineage: Eukaryota; Metazoa; Arthropoda; Insecta; Thysanoptera; Thripidae.